Messenger RNA from Plasmopara halstedii, 285 nucleotides. RefSeq lists its product as uncharacterized. NCBI's taxonomy places the organism in Eukaryota, Oomycota, Peronosporomycetes, Peronosporales, Peronosporaceae. Bases 1 to 285 code for a protein of 94 amino acids. The transcript has 3 exons. The record is from RefSeq and is a predicted model, not a curated record.
AUGAUUAAAACCACAUUGAUGAGUUUUCGCGACGUGAAGAAAGCAUCUGUGACUGACGAGUCUGACGACGGCUACUACGAAAAAUUUCAAUUGCUUUUUCUAGAAAUUCCACAUGUUGAAUUGACUCAGAUAAGUGGGCUCAAUACCAUUGAGGUGUCGGGGCAGUUUAAAAAUACCAGACGCGAUCCAAGGCAAGUUUUCGAUGCUACAAGGAGAUGUCUACAUCUAUAUAACGUAUUUGUCGGUGAAAUAUUGGAAAGGGGACACAACAAUCACGAGACAUGA